AUGGGCAGUUUCGAUCAGAGCAAAGCGUACGCCGCGCAGGAGAAGGAGGGUAGCUUCUUUGACGACGGACGCGAAAUUGAGCUUCUUCACUUCGUAUACUCACACCCGAAGAUUCAAGAGAUACGAGGCUCGCCUACGAAGGUUCGCGAUGCAAUCGACGAAUAUGGCCGCACGAAAAAGUAUCUGAUGAACGUCGGAGAGGACAAGGGCAAAAUCGUCACAGAUUUGAUCGCGGAAGUGAAGCCAAAAACAAUGGUCGAACUGGGUGGUUAUGUUGGAUACUCCUGUAUCCUCUUCGGCGAUGCAGUCCGCAAAGCAGGCGGCGAGCGAUACUUCAGCUUAGAACGCGAUCCUGCUUUCGCUGCUGUAAUCAUGUCCCUCGUCGACCUUGCAGGGCUCUCCGAUGUCGUCAAGGUCGUUGUAGGUUCGAGCGAUGAAUCAAUCGCACGCCUGUACUCUUCUGGCCAGCUGAAACACAUCGACCUCAUGUUCCUGGACCACUACAAGCCCGCCUAUACGACUGACUUGAAGCUUUGCGAAGAGCUGAAGUUGGUGACAAAAGGUACCGUCUUGGCGGCCGACAAUGUCAUCAAGCCUGGAAACCCACCAUACCUAGAGUAUGUAAGGAGCAGUGUUGAAGAAAAGGUGAAGAAGGCGAACGAAAGCGGUUCGAGCAACACCGAGGGUAUCGCAGAGAAGAACGUCAAGAUGUACGAGAAGAGGUACGGUGAGGCAGUGUUCAAUCAGAGCAAGGGCAACCCGAACUUGGUGUAUGAGAGCAAGUUGGUGAACAGCUACGAGCCAACGGGCGAACCUGAUGGUGUUGAGAUCACCCGUUGUGUUGGUUAG
Messenger RNA from Dothidotthia symphoricarpi CBS 119687, 849 nucleotides. Its product is annotated as catechol O-methyltransferase. NCBI's taxonomy places the organism in Eukaryota, Fungi, Ascomycota, Dothideomycetes, Pleosporales, Dothidotthiaceae. The transcript is spliced from 3 exons. Gene Ontology annotation, molecular function: O-methyltransferase activity. The record is from RefSeq and is a predicted model, not a curated record. The coding region runs from base 1 to 849 and encodes 282 amino acids.